GGUGCGCCUCCAUCCUCCUCCUCCUCCUCCUCCUGCUGAUAGGUCCCUCCGUGGCGCAGGCGCCCUGGAGGCGGAGGUGUGGCUGCAGGUGUUCCUGAAAAAUGGAUGAUGACUACUUUGGAGGAUUUGAGGCUGCAGACAUUUUUUUUAAAGAUGGAAACGGUGAACCCCAGACAACAUCUCCCGCUAUUCCUUGGGCGGCAUUUUCCACAGUGCCUGAAAUUCUUGUACCAGCAACGGUUCCUGCCGAGCUACUUUCGAAACAAACUCCGGCUAAUGUACCGGCAGACCCUCAACUAUCACCCAAUACUUUAAGCGAAGCUGAUCUUCAAGAGCAGGUUCCCUCAUCCAUCGAUCCUCCGUUGACCGAACGUCUAGAAAGAGCACCUGCCAAUUACGACGAAACUGAUGCGAAACCAAGACCGAGUGAUUCUGAAAAGCAUUUUCAACAAACCCUUUCAGCUCUGGAAAGUAAACUCCGAGCAGCAGAUGAAGAAAAAGCUAGAAUAAAAAAGGAGUUAGAAGAUCUUUUGGAAAAACACAGGACUUUGGAAACCAAUUACCUGAAAGAAAAAGACGAUAAAUUAAUUUCACAUAAGGAUAUGUACGACAAGCUCCAGGAGAAGCAUAAACUUGAGUUGGAAGAUUUAAGAAAAGCUGGACAUGAGGCCUUGUCUAUAAUUGUGGAAGAAUUCAAGGCCCUGCUGAAGGUGCUCGUGGAGGAAAGGGAAAAGGCCUUGGAGAAACAGCAUGUCUCUGCAGUUGAGAAGCAGGCGCAGAAGUGUGAAGAGUUACUCAACGCUCAGCAUCAAAGGCUGCUAGAUAUGUUGGAAGAAGAGCGGAAAAUCUUAGAAGAAAAAACCAAAGAAUCCUUGUGGCAACAAUCGCAGGAAUACAAGGAAAUGUUGGAAAAAUGCAUGGAGAACGAAAGGGGACGUAAUAAGGAGGCUUUGGCAACAGCUGCAAAGGUGGAAAAAGAGGAUUUGCAAGCUGCCGUCCUAGCAGCAGUAACAGCCGAAAGGGAAACCAUGAAAAAACUGCACGACCAAGAAAAAGAAAUAUGGCAAGCGGAGAGAAACAAAGACCGCGAGAAGAUUGCUCAAGCGGUAGAAGAAGCAGCGGAACGGCAAAAGCAGAGUUCAGACGAAAUGGUGAAAGCAGCAAUCCUAGAAGAACGAAGGAAAAGCGAGAGAGCUGUAGAAGAAGCUGUGAAGCAAACGAGGGAAGAACUGAUAGAAUACAUCAAGGAGCAGAAAAGGCUGGAUCAAGUGAUCCGUCAGCGUAGCCUUUCCAGUUUGGAAUUGUUCCUCUCUUGCGCUCAGAAGCAGCUGAACUGUUUGCUGCAGGAAGAAGUCACAGAACCGGAGACAGAAGGAAAGGAUUCCAUACCGUUGAUCGCUUCUCUCAAAGACGCUGGAGACUAGACAGAGAACUAGGAUCAAUCAGCCGGUCUCGUAUUGUUUUGGUUAGAUGUUCUGAAUCAUACUGCCGUCCUUGUAAAGCUAACAGUUGUUUUCUGUCCCAGCUCCCCAAACAUGACAAAACCUCUGAAGUAAAUUCAAAGAUUCCUUUAUUAGGAGCGCCAGCAACCCUGGCAAAAAGUUUCUCUCUUACCGCAGGCUAACAAGUCUGUUCGGCAAGGAGAUGAAUAGUUGUCUGCGCCCUCUGCCUUUUAUCCCCAGAGUUAGAGCGGGACUUCUGUAGCAGCGGUUAUUCUUCCUUCCCAAGGAUCAGCCCAUAGAUUUCCACUGCUCUCCUCUCCUCUGCCUUCUGCGCAUCCGCGCAUCAGGCACUGGACCCAGCUGUUCCUCCUCUUCCUCAUCAGUCACCUCCAGACCUGGCGGCUGUUUCCUCUCCAUCUGAGGGCUGACGGACAGCCCAGGCUCUGCCUCUGUCUCUCUCUCUCUCUGACAGCUCCAUUCCCUCUUCCCCCUCGGAGCUCUCGGAUUGCCUUGAUGCUAUCCUGACUCCCACGCCUCGUCCUCAUCUGAUUCGGCUGUUGGAGGGGCUGGCGGCCGACAGGCCACACAACAGGUUGUGUGAAGCUAAUGAGUGCCAAUGGCUCCCACAUAGUUUUAAAAAAGAAAUGCAAUCAUUGGCAAAUCUCAGUAAAGUUACAUAUUCCCAGGAACAAUUGUCCUUUACAAACCUAAGCUUACAAAUUUAAGCAUGGAGGCAGCAUUGCUUUUGCUAUUUAUGUCAUACUUAACCGGCAUUUACCAAAUGGAAUAAAAUAUUUUUUUUAAUGUCAGAAAUAAAACGAACUCUCAUCCAAAUUGAAAACACUAAUUAGAGACGUUCGAAUAACGACUGGAAUUGAAAUGCCUUAUUAUUUAUUUACAUCUGUUCCAAAAUGGCCUGUUGCAUUCUCUACGUUUGUGUCUUUUCAUGAAAAAAACAAACAUGCCUUUUCAGUUUCGUGGUUUUGCCUUAAGAUGCCCUACUAGCUGGGAAGCCAAAUCUGUUCUGUUAUUACUUCUAUUGUACUUCUAUAAGUUAGGAUCAUAUCACCUUAAUUCAUGCAAGGAAAUAACAAUACUUGAAAGCAGCAACAGAUUGGGAAAUUGUUUAGUAGCUGUAAAGCAAAAUUACCCAACCGUGGGAACUGGAAGACAUGUGGACUUCAACUCCCAGAAUUCAUUCACUCCCAGAACCCAUGCUGUCUGGGGAAUUCUGGGACUUGAAGUCCACGCAUCUGAAUGUUUCCAAGGUGGAGAACCCUGGCUCUAAAAUACAUUACGAUCUGUAAGGACAGUGGUGUCCCUUAAACCAGGGGUCUCCAACCAUGGCAACUUUAAGACUUGUGGACUUCAACUCCCAGAAUUCUUGGCAACUUUAAGACUUGUGGACUCCCAGAAUUCUGGGAGUUGAAGUCCACAAGUUUUAAAAGUUGCCAAGGUUGGAGACCCCUGCCUUAGACUAUAAAAUAAGUCCCAUGAUACCUUUUCGGAUUUCUGAUGACACUGUGAUUUGUUGGGGUUUCGGAGAAGAUGUUGAAAGUUUUCAGUUUUCUUAUGUUUCGAAGGGUUUGGAGGAAUGUAAUAAUUGGGGUGGCUUUUGGUACUCUGGUGUACAUUCUUCAUUUGGGCUGUUCCACACAAUAAAGCACACUACUAAGAAUUGGCCACCUUGUGGGCAAAUUCCAGUGGCAGCAUCUCAGAAGGCAUUGGAGCCGUAGGAGGACAGGAUGGUCUCUAUGUGUCAUGUCCACCCCGGCUUUCAAUGAUGCAGUCAAGUUAUAGAAAUGGAAGAGCCUCUGAUAUUUCCAUGGCUUUUUUUUGCAGUUGUAUAAAAACAGAGGAGCUACUACUAAAGUAAUUAUUCACUUUGGGGGUAUAAAUUUUAAUAUUUUGUUUCUUGCGUUUUGCAAUAUAUUAUAUAUAUGUUAAUGAUUUACAGGAUGAAAUAAUUGAGCAACUUAAUGCUUUUUAUGCUUGUUACUGUGAAAAUUAUUCUUUACCAAAUAAUCCCGUGUUCAGUAUAUUUUUUUCU
Molecule: messenger RNA, 3492 nt
Organism: Ahaetulla prasina
Lineage: Eukaryota; Metazoa; Chordata; Lepidosauria; Squamata; Colubridae
Gene: CCDC91
Product: coiled-coil domain containing 91
Exons: 13
Coding region: 102-1424 (440 amino acids)
Biological process (GO): Golgi to lysosome transport
Cellular component (GO): trans-Golgi network
Source: RefSeq, a predicted model, not a curated record